ACGAAGACGAUCGAUUUGUAUGCAUUUUGCGAAGUAACUGCUUUGGUCUUGGAAUUUCCAAGAUGACGCUACGAGAUAUGAUUUGAAAAUGUCCAAAGAAACAGUAAAGUUACCAUCUAGAAAGACAACCUCACCAUUGAAUGUGAUGAAAGGAACAUGUAAUGGGAGUAUUUCACAGCCAGUUCUUGAAGGUGCAGGUGAUGAUGCACUUCAUCGUUCUCAGUUUCAAAAUAAUUCUGGUCAGAAAUUGUGCCAAGGCAUGGGAAAAAUAAAUGACAUAAGUUUGCUUAAGAAACAAGCAAAGAAUGGUCCGGUUACAACAUCAUUAAGCCUAAACAAUGUGUCACCUUCAGCAAGUGAUGCUGAUGGAUCACGUGAUUCUUUUUGUCUUUAUUCACCAUGGUCUCACAAAACUUUUCAGUCUCAUAACAGUUCUCAUACGGAUGGUCAGGGAUAUAACCAGGAUUUGGCAAGUAUCAGGCAUGGAUGUACUGUGCAACCCUAUGCUGCAGGAGCACAUGAUAAUUACUUUUUUGAUGGAGUGAGUCACUCUGAAGAAAGAAUUGAGCCUAUUUACAACAACAGUGAAAAAUCUGUAUGGGACAUGGUGUCAAAGAUAGUUGAUGAUGAUUUUCUUCUUGCUAAUGGUUCAUUCGACGUAGGAGAUCCACUGACAGCACAUCUAACCAAUACUGAUUUUGCCUGCCAUUUAUUUGGCUCAUCAGAUAUUGCUUCACCAGGAGCUUGGGGACCCAAAAUUUCAGAAGAUGCUCAUGUCUCUAUAGGAAAUGGUUCUUCUGAAUGUCAUUAUAAUUGUUACAACUUUGAUAAGAUUGGUACAAAAAAGAAUAUUGGAUCAGACUGUUACUCAGAUUCUAUAUGCAGCCAAAAUGAAAACUUCAUAGAUGCUGCUAAUUAUGGGUCAGGAAGAAAUAUGUCAUCACAAAAAAUAGCCCAUAACCAGUUGAAGCAUUCUUUACAAUCAAGAGUGAAUUUUGGUGGAUUUGAUGAAGGAGAUUAUUAUCAACCAGUGUCUAACCCUGUUCAUUAUAAUGAUGGUUUCAAACCAGAAUCAGAAGUUGAAGGCUCUCAGUUCUGUUCAUCACACAUUUUGAAUGGAACAUUAAGAGAACAACUCCAGCAGCAGUUUUGGAUGAAUGAAGAUAUUGAAACUGGUAAUAAAGACUUCACUGGUGACUUUGCCAGUUCCACUGCAAACCAGUUACCUCUUUUUCCACCUUUUCAGCAUUUUGAAAAUUGUUAUCAAGGAUCUUGUCACCCUAGUGUUUUAGAAAACUUUGUUGAUGGGUCAAAGAAAUUUUAUUUUGCCAGAGAACAACAAAUAAAUUCAGAUGAACACAAGUUAUCUGGCCAACAGUCCUCAAAAUUGAAUUGCAGUUUUCGCUCAGUGGGGUAUCCUAGAGCUAUACGAGCUGGAUCUGAUUGUUCAAAGAAUCCAAAUUUACAUGCUGAUAGUACUUUCAGCAAUGUUGUGCAGAAUCAAGGUGAUUUUAUCCCUGUAGACACUGGUAAUCCUGGGCAAGAAUCAUUUAUGCCUCUUUUAAGUGCUAGUCAUCUUCAGAGAAGUGAUAGGAUUUCAUAUGCCUCACCAGCUAUCACUGGACAUGUAAUUCCGCAACAAAAUCAGACUAACUCAAACCAGCAACUGCCUCAUCCAUAUCAUAACUUUCCAAGAAACAUUAACCAGCGACAUCAAGCAUUUCGUAAAAAUUCAAAUAUACAACGGAAUCUAGACAGCAAUUUUACAUUGGAACUUGGGUCUCAAAUGUCACAAUCCAGAGGAAAUACUGCAACUUCGUUUGGCUUUAAUACAAAAAAAAGUCUUCCUACAUCAUCACAUGCAGAAAUCCAGUCUCUGCCUAAUGGCUGUUAUACUGCCCUAAAAGGUGAUUGUUUACCAACUGUAUCAUCAACCAUGAGCUAUGAUGGUCUCAAAAAUGGUUUGGGAAACCAAAGUGGAGUUUUAUCAGGAUUGGAUAAAAUAUCAGUUAAUGGUAUUAAUUGUCCUUCUCAGAUCAGUUUACUUACAACUCUUGGUUCACCACCCAUUUCAAUUCAAACAUCUGAAUUUGUUGAUCAUCCUUCUCAGCACCCAGUGAGAGGAGUUUUGCAUCCCCAGUUUUUGUCUGAAUAUCUUUCCCCAGAUCUUUUUGGAUUUUCAUCUGGCUCUAAUCCACAUAACCAGGCAUUGAAAUAUUCUGGACCAUUUCCUUCUCCUUCUAUUGUUGAUUCAACUAAUGAAGUUUACCAACCAUUUGAUGCAUGUUUCCAAGGAAAAGGAAUUCAGCCAUUUUAUGGAACUGGUGAAGUAUUUUUUGACCAAAUACCACCAACAGCAAUUUUACCAGUUGGAGCACACUUCUUUGGAGCACGAACACUAAGACGCAGUGGUCCUUCAAAUGAGCUCCAUCUUCGUCUUGAAGAAUGCUAUGAACAGUUCCGAAAUCUUGAGAAAGAAAGAAAAAAGACAGAAGCUGAGUUGGCCAGACAAAAUCCAGGUAAAAAAAUAUCAAGCACUAAUAACAUUCCUAUUCCUCGGCUGCCUCCAAACCCUUCUCGUGUUGAUCGUUUAAUAGUUGAUGAAUUAAGAGAACAUGCAAAAGUUAUUACUUUAAUUGCAAAAAUGGAGCAACUGAGAGCCUCAGAUAUACACAAAAACAUUCAUAAAUCUAUGGAAAAAUGGCUGGAGGCCAUUCGCAAUGUUCAAGCUCGUCGAAGAGAUGAGAUCAUUAAUGCGACCAAUCGUCAUCGUGGUGGUGGUAACAGAUUCCAAGAAGAUAAAGUUUUCACAUCCAGAAUACCUUUCUCUGCAGAUGUUAUUGCUUUGGCAGCAAGUAUCAAUGAACUGAGUAAAGCUUCUCGAGGAGCUCGCACCUCCAUGUGGUGUGCCUUAGUCACAACCAUUUUAUUCAGUGUGGAUCCAGAUCUAGCAUCAUCCCAAUCCUUUUCUGAUGAUGCUCAACUAAAAGAACAAGAAUCUCUUUCUUGCAAGACUUCUAGCGAGUCAUUCCUACCAGAAAAAAGCACCAUAUCGGUCACAAAAACUAAUAUAAUCAGUCCAUUGCCUACAGUCGAUGUAAUUGCCUCUACAGCUACACCCUUUAAUCCUGUUAUCAUGUCACAGAAGAAUAAAUAAUCUCUCAACUGCAAUUAUAAGGUGAAGGGGCAUGAAGAGAAGAGUUUUCAUGUUCUGUCUCUAUUUUUCACUACCAAAAUAUUUAUUUACAUAAGUUCACAUUCUUAAGUGUAUACAACUUCCUGUGUAUCAAGUUAUUGUCUUUGUUUUUCCAAAUUUUGCGGUGAAGAAUGGUGUUAUCCAAUGCUUUUUUUCUUAUUGAUAAAGUUCAUUUAAAAAAUUAAUAAUUGUUUUUUCAAAAUAUGUUGA
Molecule: messenger RNA, 3406 nt
Organism: Limulus polyphemus (Atlantic horseshoe crab)
Lineage: Eukaryota; Metazoa; Arthropoda; Merostomata; Xiphosura; Limulidae
Exons: 13
Coding region: 89-3157 (1022 amino acids)
Biological process (GO): female meiosis I; mRNA stabilization; male meiosis I
Cellular component (GO): nucleus; cytoplasm
Source: RefSeq, a predicted model, not a curated record